AUGGCCGCAGCAGCGAUCCUGCGCGAGGCAUUGCCUUCGCUAGACGAGCCCAUUGUGACAUACCUCGACAGGUACAUCUAUGAUGCAGGCGAGGAUCCUACUGUGGAUGUGAUGGAGGAUGUUGUGCGCCCUAUGCUUGAGUCUGCUGUUAUUUGUGAGCCUUCUGACUCACCGAAACGACUAGCGCUCCCCACAUUAUUCGAAAAGCUUGGCGCCAUUGUUGCAGAGCGUGCACCAAAGAAAUCAGUCGAAAGCCAGCGCGGUCUUGCGCGUCUGGACAAGGUCGUGGACAUGAGCACCUCUGAAAUUAGUUCCACCAUCACGUACGACGCUGGCAAUGACAGCAUGGACUUGGCUCUGGGUCGAUCGACGCGUAAUCGCACGACUGUUGACAUCAAGAAACUGGAGAAACAAGAAGCAAAGACUCGUGCAAAGCUCGCGAAGCGUGCUCAGCGCGACCUCUAUGAAUCCAGCAAGCUCGUCGAAAACGCCAAAAAGAUGGCUUCUUACGAGGAAAUGUACAUGCAAGUCAACCCUCUUGAGUCAAUCAGCUCAGGCGCAGCCAAAGGUAAAAACAAAGAUAUUCACCUGCCUAAUAUUGAUGUGAGCUUUGGCAGUCAUCGCAUUCUGACGAAUGCCGAACUGACCAUGGCAUAUGGCCGUCGCUAUGGUCUGAUCGGUCGUAACGGUGUUGGUAAGAGUACCCUGCUCCGUCACAUGGCCCUGCGUGACGUUCCUAUUCCCACCAAUGUGUCGCUACUGUACGUGGAGCAAGAAAUCACCGGUGAUGACACCUCUGCUAUUGAGGCUGUGCUCAAGGCAGAUGUGUGGCGUGAAAAGCUCUUGGCAGAGGAACGUCGUCUUAAUUUUGAGCUGCAACAGCUGGAAGACGCGACACAUGCUGCUGUAGCAGCGGCAGACCAGAAUAAGGACGAUGACACAGAGGGCUUGUCAAAGGGCUCCGCUGUCGAUCUCCCUACAAGACAGCGCGAAAACCAACGUGACGAACUAUUGUCUCGAUUAGGAGAUGUGCAGGCCAAACUCGUCGACAUGGAGGCAGAAACUGGUCCAAGUCGUGCCGCCACAUUACUCAACGGUCUGGGUAUUGUUGGAGACGACCAAAACAAGCCUACGAAAGCAUUCAGUGGCGGAUGGCGCAUGCGCCUUGCAUUAGCACGCGCCUUGUUUUGUAAACCUGACUUGCUCAUGCUGGAUGAACCAUCUAACAUGCUUGACUUGAACGCUAUUGCCUGGCUAGAAGACUAUCUCGUCAAAGAGUGGGAAGGUACACUCCUGGUUGUAUCGCACGACCGUGCAUUUCUCAACCAGGUGUCAACCGACAUUGUCCAUAUGCACUCUGAACGCCUCGACUACUACAAAGGCAACUUUGACCAGUUCUACGAAACCCGCGACGAACGCCGCAGGAAUCAAUUACGUGAAUACGAAGCAAACAAGCAAAAGCGCGAACAUCUUCAGGCUUUCAUCGAUCGUUGGCGCUACAAUGCGGCUCGUGCUGCACAGGCACAGAGCCGUAUCAAAGAACUGGAACGCUUGCCUGUACUUGAAAUGCCUGAGAAGGAAUCAGGUGAACACUUCACCCUCCCCGAAACCGAUAAAAUUAGCCCGCCAUUGCUGCAACUGGAUAAUGUCACAUUUGGUUAUUCGGAGGAUAAGAUUCUGCUGCGUAACGUCAACUUUGAUGUGACACUUGACAGUCGCAUUGCUUUGAUCGGUAGCAACGGCGCCGGUAAGUCGACCUUGAUCAAGCUCUUAAUCAAUCAACUAUCCCCAUUGUCGGGUGAUGCCAAACGGAAUCCACGUUUGCGAAUCGGUUACUUUUCUCAGCACCACAUCGACCAACUUGAUCUCACUCAGAGUCCCGUUGCUUUCUUGGCAUCGCGGUUCCCCGGCCGUACGGAACAAGAGUACCGCCAACAUCUUGGCUCAUUUGGUAUCACAGGCACGACAGGUCUCCAAAAAAUUGCCACAUUAAGUGGUGGACAAAAGAGUCGCGUGGCGUUUGCCCAAUUAAGUUUGCUGAAGCCACAUGUUUUACUUCUAGAUGAGCCCACCAACCACUUGGAUAUUGAAGCUUUGGAUGCUCUCAUGGAAGCCAUUAACCAUUGGAAUGGUGGCGUGAUCGUUGUUAGUCACGACGAGCGCUUUAUCAAUGGCUGCUUGAAAGAAAUGUGGGUGUGCGACAAUGGCACUGUGUACAAGUUCUACGGAAAUGUAUCUGAAUACAAGCGUGUCAUUAUUGAGUCAAACAAGCGCAAACUGGAAGAAGCUAUGCGUAGUUCUAACACCUAA
Malassezia restricta is the source of this 2310-nucleotide messenger RNA. RefSeq names its product ATP-binding cassette, subfamily F, member 3. Lineage: Eukaryota; Fungi; Basidiomycota; Malasseziomycetes; Malasseziales; Malasseziaceae. The record is from RefSeq and is a predicted model, not a curated record. Bases 1 to 2310 code for a protein of 769 amino acids. The transcript has a single exon. Gene Ontology annotation, molecular function: ATP hydrolysis activity; ATP binding.